AUGGCCCAAGUCGUGGUGCCUGACCGGACAAGCUCCUGCGCCAGCACAUCGCGCCGCCCGGCUCCUGUUGCUCCCGGAACCUUGACUUCAUCCCAACUUCACGCCCUACUUGACAUUCUCACCCACUAUGAAGUCUAUGCAGAGGUGGAGUUGUUCAAGGACCCCGCGACCAUUUCAUCUUAUGGCUACCCCUUCAAGUGCGACGCCGCCAAUGGCGCCCCCGAGUUUGCCGCCGACUCGUCCGCCCCCUUGCUAGCGACUCUUCUGCAGAACGUUCUCCUGCCCGCACCCGGCAUCCGGGAUCUUCCGCUCGAGUUCUGGCAUGUGCGGCUGCAGGGACUCAUGGUGACGCUCGCUGAGGCUGACCUCUCAGAGAGUUACGACAAGGGAGCUCUGGGUUCUAGAAAGACUCUAGCUACCGCUGCCUCAGUCAUCCAUGAGUCCCUAUCCAGGGGCAUGCUCGGCGGUGUUCCAAGCGGGCCCAAGAGGAACCUGAGUGGCAGCUAUGACAGGUCCAGGGCCGAGGAUCUCGAACGGGCGUGGGAGGACGGGGUUCAUGAACUCGUGCAUGGAGACCUAAUUGAUGAGCUCUUCAACUGUGCCACGGAACAGUCGAGCCUCGAAGAACACUCGCCCGCUAUAAGGGCGACUGUUGACUAUGUCAUCAUACACCUUGCUACAUUUCUGCACUAUGUCUUCGUACUCUCUCCUGAAGGCCCAUACUUGGUCAAGUUGGUGGAAAACGUUCAUAGGUUGAUACCCUACACCAUGAUCCGGCAGACACUCCGCGUCGGAAACGCGGCGAGCAUGCUCAAUGGCAUGGUGAAGUUGCUCCUGGCAAAAAUGGGUGUCGGUGCCAUCUCAAACUGGCUUGGGCUCACGCAGAAUGCCGAUGAUGGCAUGAACUUAUUGCAGAGAAUCAUUUCGUUGGUAUUGUUAUGGGACACGUCCGAGUUUCGCAAAACGACCGAUAAGAUCGAGAAGGCGAAAGGAGGGCCGCCCAAAGAACAUCUCGCCGCAAUCAAACAAUACAUCGACAAGUCGCGGAUAGAACAUGACCGGACUCGCGAGUCCAGCUCCAACUCCUCAUCAUCUGUGAUUGCCAAGAUUCUAGAGGAGUCGGACCCAAAGCUGCUGGCUUCUCUGUCAAAGACGCAGCACGCUCAGUGUCUGGAAUACUUUUCUGCCUCGCUCGAAAUCCGGGACCGCGAGGAGAUUACAAAGGCUCUCUGUCGUCGCAAUCCCGACCUCUUCACGCAGGCCAUCAAGGAUGCCGUGGGCAGCUUUGAGCCCAUGAUUAGGGCCCUGCAUGAACGGAUUGAUCUCCGGGAGCAAAUCACGGCAGCUGAAGAAUUCCUGACCGGGUUCAUCAGCGCCUCAAAACCCAAAAAGAGCGCUAGUGGCAUCUCGGAGAGCGUAGUUGAGGGGGCGAAAACAGCAGGUGCAGAAACACGUGCUCCUGCUGUUGAAGACUAUGUCAACUUUUUGUGGAAGAACAAGCAUACUCUUUACAGUUGGCUUCACCAGAUUGCGAGCAAGUGUCCCGAAGUUCGAGACCAGUUUCACGCCUGGGCCAACAAGACAAUCAAAAUCUUUCGACAGAGCAAGCGGGCAACCCCUGUGCCCGCUAACUCGUCUUCGCCAUCGGAACCGGCAACCGACCAAGCAACGGUCGUAGACGAUAGCAAUGCGCCAUUCAACAGGAAUCAGCACAGUGGAGCGGCUGGUGCAUUGAGUAGCAAUCUGCAGAGCCUCUUUGCCGUGCUUCCCUCGGAAACGAGGGCCAAUGUCCUUGCCGCAGUUGAUGCUCACGCGGCCUAUCUCUCGUGCCUCGAGGACGUGUCACGAAAGCGGAUGCAGCAGAUUCUUGACAACAUCGACAUUACAGGCGACCCAGCAAAAGGCAGCCCUGCUCGAGGGAGCCCGGGUCCUCGCGGCUUCAGCAUGUGUGGGCCUGGCAUAUUUCUGUCCCGCUGGCAAAACCUGCUCGACGAGACAGUUAUCAGUCCGGGAGUUCCCAAAGGACCUCUUCGCUGCGGUAAGGACGUGAAGGGUUCCAUUAUUCAAGCCAGGACGGUGGGCGCUCCCGCAAAGGGCAGUUGGGAUCCCGCAGCGCUCGCAGAGCUGGGCGAGAAGGAGAUUCCGAGCCAACCCAACGUCGAUAUCGCAGUCAGCGUGCUGGGGUCCCCUUUUCGAGACUUGUUGGCGGAUCUUCUGAAAAACCAAACAGAGACAGAUGGAGUGGUCGGUCAAUAG
Molecule: messenger RNA, 2256 nt
Organism: Lasiosphaeria miniovina
Lineage: Eukaryota; Fungi; Ascomycota; Sordariomycetes; Sordariales; Lasiosphaeriaceae
Product: PX-associated-domain-containing protein
Exons: 3
Coding region: 1-2256 (751 amino acids)
Molecular function (GO): phosphatidylinositol binding
Source: RefSeq, a predicted model, not a curated record